AUAUUGUUUCAAAAUGUGAAGAUUCUGGAAUUACAUCUUCUCUUAAGAUGCCCACUUAAGGGAACCCUGCGGUCUACCCGUUGAACACAACAUACGCGGCAGGAAAUCUUAAUCAACUUUUGACCAAACAAAACACUUGAGCCCUCCUCGUGGUCUCAUCAGUGUCUCAGUGACUUUUUUGGGUUGUUUUUUGCUAUUUGUCAUAUACCUCUGACCUCAUGACAACGGUGGAUCUGAGGCAACGUGGCACAUUCCAAAACCAUAUAUAAGGGAACUAAUGUGCCACCAUCAUCAAACCAGCUCGCAAGACAAGACAAGGAACAGCAGCUGAACAUCGACUGCAAAAGCUCUAAAUCAAGAAUGAAGAUCUCUUUCGCAACCAUCCUUUUAACUAUUGCACUUUUGUCCGAGUGCCACUUUACAUCCAUGGCGAUUCCCAUGACCAAAGCUGACGAGAUGGAUCCAGACCAGCAAAGCUUGAGCGAGAGCUUGGAGGAGAACGAUCUGAGGUCCGGACUAGGCAGCUCCAAGAUCAUUGUGGUGGCUGACUCCAAUCUUCUGAGAACCCUAAAGUCUCUGGACAGAGGAGUUCCUCGUCUCGGACUCCUUGAGAACAUGCUUAGCACCGAGCGCAGAGACGUUGGUUCCGACUUGAGCCAAGGAAUCGCCAUCAUCAGAAGGGACACCAUGAGGUGCAUGGUGGGCCGAGUGUAUCGGCCAUGCUGGGAAGUUUGAGUUUCCUGGGAUGCUGAGGAGAAGAAAAAAAGCUGCUGACAUCAACCGAUUUUACCUUCUUUGAUCCACUGUUGUUUAGAGAAAAUACAAAUGUUCAUGCCUUUUAGUUGAACUGUAUGUCUUGAAAAUAAAUGCUGAAAAGAUUA
Misgurnus anguillicaudatus (oriental weatherfish) is the source of this 881-nucleotide messenger RNA. It is a transcript of the gene pmchl, whose product is annotated as pro-melanin-concentrating hormone, like. Gene Ontology annotation, biological process: chemical synaptic transmission; behavior. The record is from RefSeq and is a predicted model, not a curated record. Gene Ontology annotation, molecular function: melanin-concentrating hormone activity; type 1 melanin-concentrating hormone receptor binding. NCBI's taxonomy places the organism in Eukaryota, Metazoa, Chordata, Actinopteri, Cypriniformes, Cobitidae.